GGCUGCCACGUAUACAUGACAGUUACGAACCAGGGCAGUCCAACCAAACUAACUUUGAACCUUUUGGUUCCAAAAUCUCAAUCCCAAGAGCUCUGGAUUUGGUUACAGAAAGAAGAAGAAGAAGCAAUGGCAAUGAAAGCAGCUGCUUCCGCAUGUAAAAUUGGAGGGAGACAAAGAAACCCUUCUCUCUCAUCAAUUCCUCUCUCUCUCCAACAACUCAAAGUUCAUCAGAUUCAUCAUCCCCAAAGAUUCAUCUCAGCUCCUAUUCACCAACAUGGGUUUAAGUCUUCAACAAGGGCUAUUAGCGGGGCAGCUGCAGACCCCAUGACUCCAAAUACAAAAAAUGGUCAAGAACAAACACCUCAGAAUUGGAAGAUUAAAAUGCUCUUUGAUGGGGAUUGCCCUUUAUGCAUGCGAGAGGUGGACAUGCUGCGAGAGAGAAAUAAGCGUUAUGGUACUAUCAAGUUUGUUGACAUAAGUUCAGAUGAUUACUCCCCAGAGGAGAAUCAGGGGCUGGACUACAAGACUGUUAUGGGAAACAUUCACGCCAUCCUCUCUGAUGGAACUGUAGCCACUGAUGUCGAAGCAUUCAGAAAGCUAUACGAGCAGGUGGGGCUCGGAUGGGUGUAUGCCAUAACUAAAUACGAACCUAUUGCGACAAUAGCAGGUGCUGUAUAUGGCGUUUGGGCUAAAUAUCGUCUUCAAAUCACAGGCCGGCCACCUCUAGAAGAGGUUUUGGAGUUGCGAAAGAAGAACAAGGGAGAAGUGUGUAAAGAUCCAAAAGAUUGUAAACUCCCAGAGUAACUGGUACCAGUCCGGAUUUUAAAGGUUCCAUUGUCCUCCAAACUUUUGGCGUUAUACGAGCCUAUAUCAUAUACCAAGGGUUUUUUUCCUCUUUUAGCUAACAUCUAAUACUCGUAUGCUAUAUAAAGGCGAACAGAUGUAUAAAUUUCACACUCGUACAUUCUUUCAUAGUUAUAUGUAAACAAUGAUGAUGAAUGUAAAAUGUCGAUACGCUG
Molecule: messenger RNA, 1019 nt
Organism: Pyrus x bretschneideri (Chinese white pear)
Lineage: Eukaryota; Viridiplantae; Streptophyta; Magnoliopsida; Rosales; Rosaceae
Exons: 8
Coding region: 16-804 (262 amino acids)
Molecular function (GO): protein-disulfide reductase activity
Source: RefSeq, a predicted model, not a curated record